GGGUAAUGGAGGAAUUCAGUUUUUACUUCAGUUUUGGUUCGAACAUGAGUACGUGCCGUAUCUCAAAAAACUGCCCCGCUGGUUCUGCCACCGCCGAGUUUGUGGAUGCUGCAAGACUGGACAACCACGAGUUGCAGUUCUCCGGACCUGACUGGCCAACGUGGCAUGGAGCUGUCGCAAACGUCACACAGACACCGAAUGAGAAUAAAGUCGUCUGGGGUGUCCUGUGGAAGAUAUCACCUGAGCACCUGCACCAAUUGGAUGAGCAGGAAGGGGAGAGCUACAGAAGAAUAACAGUAACGGUUAUGACGAAGUCGGGAUUACAAAUUCCCUGCUUCAUGUAUGUGAUGUGUGAUGAUACUGGAAUAUCCCUUCCCUCAAAGCCCUAUUUAGACACUAUGGUAUCAGGUGCUACAGAACACCACCUACCUAAUGAUUAUAUCAAGUAUUUAGAGCAGAUGAAUCACAAUGGAUAUGAUGGAAUUGUGAUUCCUCCUUGAAACAGCACUAAACCAGUUAUUCCUCUAUGGUUGUAUCUCUGGAACUAAGGUGUCGGUUUCUCAUGAAUCUGUCAAACAUGCAGGCACUUUUUUAUUGAACAGUCACCGACAGACCAAAAAUAAGUGUAUGUUCUUUGUUUAUCAUGCAGUCUUUCGUCCCUAAAUUCAAGAAAUUGUAUGUUUAUUACCAUGUAGUUUUUAUGUCAAACACCAAGAUACUGCAACUUUGUAUCAUAAAAAUUGACUCCUUAGCCCUUAGCAAGGGUAUUUUUUUUAUU
Molecule: messenger RNA, 778 nt
Organism: Geodia barretti
Lineage: Eukaryota; Metazoa; Porifera; Demospongiae; Tetractinellida; Geodiidae
Source: the annotation of a GenBank genome assembly